GCAACAAAAGAAGAACUCACCUUGAAGAAGAACAAAAACAGAAGAACCAGGAACAACAAGAAGAGAUGAAGCUAGUUUGGUCUCCAGAGAGAGCUUCCAAGGCUUAUAUCGACACCGUCAAAUCAUGUGAACUUCACCAGAUUUCUAGUGUAGCAGAGCUUAUUUCAGCCAUGGCUGCUGGGUGGAACGGGAAUUUAAUAGUUGAGACGUGGUCACGGGGUGGUGUUAUCACAACUAGCAUUGGACUUGCAGUUGCAAGCCAUCACACCGGUGGAAGACAUAUAUGCAUAGUCCCAGAUGAAGAGUCGAGGUCAGAGUACAUUGAAGCCAUGGAAAAGGCAGGCAUGUCAUCGGAAGUUAUAGUUGGUGAGGCGGAGGAAGCCAUGAGAGGAUUAAUAGGUAUAGAUUUCUUGGUGGUGGAUUGCAGGCUCAAUGACUUCUCGAGAAUACUCAGGGUUGCAAAAUUAGGCCACAGAGGUGCAGUUUUGGUGUGCAAGAACGCUAAUUCAAAAACUGUUUCAAAUUUUAGAUGGCGUAGUGUUCUUGAUGGCGGAUCACGCCUUGUGCGUUCUGUGUUUCUACCUGUAGGGAAGGGACUGGAUAUCGCGCAUGUGGCGACUAGUGGGGGAAGCUCAGGUUCAGUCAAGAGUGAAAGCCGAUGGAUCAAACACAUCGAUCCACAAUCCGGAGAGGAGUAUGUUAUCCGGAGGUGAAUUCUCCUGUUCCUGUUACUGAGAGAUGGCUGAUCAAAUCAUAAGGUUAUUUAUUCAACAUGGAAGGCUCUUUACAGCAUCAUCACUAAUAGAUGUGAUAUACAAUUCUUUCUUUUUUUUUGGGACGUAAAUUAAACAAAUUUCAUUAAGUCGUUUGUUUUUCUGUUUUCAUUUCUCUUUAGAUGACUUCUAAGGAUAUGACUUGUACAGAUAACCUCUCAUGAAAAUGAAUCUGAAAAGCAUGUGAUUUUACUUA
Molecule: messenger RNA, 969 nt
Organism: Cornus florida
Lineage: Eukaryota; Viridiplantae; Streptophyta; Magnoliopsida; Cornales; Cornaceae
Exons: 2
Coding region: 66-713 (215 amino acids)
Source: RefSeq, a predicted model, not a curated record